This is a messenger RNA of Xiphophorus hellerii (green swordtail), 2241 nucleotides long. RefSeq lists its product as uncharacterized. Bases 97 to 861 code for a protein of 254 amino acids. Lineage: Eukaryota; Metazoa; Chordata; Actinopteri; Cyprinodontiformes; Poeciliidae. The record is from RefSeq and is a predicted model, not a curated record. The transcript is spliced from 7 exons.
UUUAGAGGAGGAGGAAAAGCAGCUUCAUAAAAUCCAAACUCCUGCUUGUCGUUUUCACAUUUUGGACAUAAACAGCAACUUCUCUUCAGAAAGACGAUGAAGCAUCAGAUCUUUCUCUCACUGCUGCUACAAGCCCUGCUGAUCUGUGCAGCUCCAGAUAAAAAAGAUUUUGAGCAUACAAGCAACUGCACUCUUAAUGGACGCCCCAUGAUUUUGACAAUUACCUGCAAGGAAAAGACUUGGAAGCUUCAGUGCAGGGAAGAUGGUGGAUAUUUGAAUAUGAACUUCAGUUGUUUAGAUAAGCCUAAAAAACCAAUUUUACAGCUUACAGUCUCCAAUCAAGAAACGUAUUGCUUCAACAAAGAUUGCCAAAAAAUUGAACAUGGACGCUCUUCCUGUGAUAACGAUAAGAUCUCCAUCUCUGCACUAACUUAUGGAUCAUAUAAGAUACAGCUACAAGGUUCUGACUGUAAAUUUGACCUUAGGAGUGCUGAUAAUCAAACAGGAAUAUUUCUGACCAACAAAACUUGGAUUGAAGCUUUACAAUUCUGCAAAACAUUAGAUUCCACUUUGGUUGAAAUCACCAACCAAACAGUGCGGGAUGCAGUGAUUAAGAUCAUGAAAGAUAAAGCAGCAGAACUGCAGAACGGUGUCUGGGUCGGCCUGGAGAGAUCCAUCUUUGGAACCAUUUCAGGGUGGAUCUGGACGUCAAAGGGGGAAAAAAUUGGCAGAGAUCUUAACAUCAGCCUUCCUGAUGACCCUCUGAACAACCACUGUGGAAAGGUUGUCUUUGACCGGGAUCAAGUGAAGGUGGAUGAUGAAGACUGCCACGAGAGUUUGCCUUUCAUCUGCCAAGUUUAACUGGGUUCCUUAUAAACACAUUAAGAGGCCAUGAAAACUUCUCUGAAGAUCUUCUGAUUACUUUGGAGGAUUUUUACUCUCUGCUGAUGCUUCAGAUUAUGCCUUUGUAAUUAUUACUUAUGAGACAUGUAGUUCUGUCUCUGACUGUCUUUCUAUAGGUUAAUAAGUAUCAUAACUGUCACUAUUCAUUAAUACAUUUUAAGGUGAUUUAGUUUGACUGCUUCACUUCUAAUUUUGAUUUAUAUAAAUCAUUUAAAUGUAUUUAUUUCUAGUUUUGUUGCUGAACCUUAAAGAAAUAAGAUUAAAAACCAAUUGUUGUCACCGGUAAAGUCCUCUAAUUGUGGCUGGGAUUACAAAGUCUUGGAUUAGGAUAAUCUGAGUGAAUUUUGACUCAUGCAAACUAUCAUACCACAUGUAAAUAACUGGUUAUCAUUGAGUUCUGACAAACAGCACCUGAAUCAACGUACAGUUCUCACUGCAGCAGCCAAGAAUAACUAAAGGUUACCAAAAAUGUUUAGAUUUGUCCUUUCUUAGACAAAUCUAAAAGUUUUAUCAAGCAAGUUACAAAUAUGCAGCGUAUGUCUCUUAAGUAGAGACACUUAAGAGAGGAAAUAUUGGUGGAAACGAUGCAAAAGCAGCUCAGGGUGUCUGUUAUUUAUAAACCAACACUGUAAAAACAGGACAAAAGUUCUAACUAAUGUUUGUUCAUGUUUGUACAGAGCCAGAUAUCUGGGAAACUAAUACAUUAUGACUAAAUGUGGAAAUCUGAGAAAACUCCAUAUUUGUGUUUGGUGUCAGAAAAGGGGAAUAAAGAUUUAGGGUCUUUGCAGUCAAAUAAUGAACCAACAUAACAUACUUUCUUUGACACAAUUCCCAAUUGACAUUGUUUUAACUUUAAAAGUCUAUUUAAAACUAGUUUUGUCCACACCUGGCGCCAUGUUUAAUUCAUAACAGGAAGUCAUGGUUGUCUUGAAGCAAUCUGAUUGGCUGACAGGUUUUAGCUUAGCGCUACACUGCCCCCUAUGGGUUUGGCAUGUUGUGGGCUCAUACGGAUGGAAACUUUUCUGAAACUGAUUCCAUGUGUACGAUAUUUUUAAAUGAUGUGGCAGAGAUAUUGGUUUUUAAAAAGACCUGGCUAUGAGUGAACAAGGCCUUAUCAAAAUGUAAACAUAAUUAUGCUGCUGUCAAGGUGGAGGGAUUUCAACUUUACAAUCCAGAUGUUACAAAACUUUAUGAAAAGAUACUGGAGUGGCACAAAAAAUACAGCUUGUACAUGUAACAGUAAAUAUUUGUCAACUCUUUUUAAAAUUUUAUUUUACAUUGUAAACAUGAUUUUACUGUCUUAAAUCUAUGAAUAAAUAAAAAAGCCUAUUGAUAUUA